This is a messenger RNA of Choloepus didactylus (southern two-toed sloth), 1071 nucleotides long. RefSeq names its product LIF interleukin 6 family cytokine (gene LIF). Gene Ontology annotation, cellular component: extracellular region. The transcript has 2 exons. The record is from RefSeq and is a predicted model, not a curated record. Gene Ontology annotation, molecular function: leukemia inhibitory factor receptor binding; cytokine activity. Bases 51 to 707 code for a protein of 218 amino acids. Gene Ontology annotation, biological process: immune response. Lineage: Eukaryota; Metazoa; Chordata; Mammalia; Pilosa; Megalonychidae.
GUGUCCUCUCCCAUGAGCCCUUUGCAUGCCCCUCUCCCCAGCUAUGUACCAUGGGACGUGAGCCUGAGCCACCCUUUCCCGCCUUUCUGCUCACGGCUCCUUCCUGCCUAUUUCCAGGAGUCGUGCCCCUGCUGCUGGUUCUGCACUGGAAACACGGGGCGGGGAACCCCCUUCCCAUCACCCCUGUCAACGCCACCUGUGCCACACGCCACCCGUGUCACAGCAACCUCAUGAACCAGAUCAGGAACCAACUGGCUCAGCUCAACGGCAGUGCCAACGCCCUCUUUAUUCUCUAUUACACGGCACAGGGGGAGCCGUUCCCCAACAACCUGGACAAGCUGUGUGGCCCCAACGUGACGGACUUCCCGCCCUUCCACGCCAACGGCACGGAGAAGGCCAGGCUGGUGGAACUGUACCGCAUCGUUGCAUACCUCGGUGCCUCCCUGGGCAACAUCACGCGGGACCAGAAGGUCCUCAACCCCAGCGCCCUCAGCCUGCACAGCAAGCUGAACGCCACGGCCGACGCCCUGCGGGGACUCCUCAGCAACGUGCUCUGCCGCCUGUGCAGCAAGUACCACGUGGCUCACGUGGACGUGGCCUAUGGCCCCGAUACCUUGGGCAAGGACGUCUUCCAGAAGAAGAAGCUGGGCUGCCAGCUCCUGGGGAAGUAUAAGCAGGUCAUCGCCGUGGUGGCCCACGCCUUCUAGGCGGGGGGCCCCCGAAGCGUGCCGUGAACCGAGGCGGUCUUGGGAGUGGCAUCUGGACGUAGGGGGCUCUCAGAGUGUGACCAGGGCCUGCCCAGGGUGUUGCCAAACCCAAGUGGGGGCUGCUGGCAGACCCCAAGGGGAUCCUGGUCCAUCCACUCCACUCCAGGGUGGGCUGCGAUGAAGCCCAGCAGAGUCAAAAAACUUCCAGAGGCGGGGCCUGUCUCAGCACUGACCAGAAGGGGAACCCCUUCUUCAGGGUUUGCAGCCAGGCUGGGCUCCCUCUUGCCCCCCAGGCCAGGGGCUUUGUGCAGUGAGCAAACAGCACAAGUCAUCAGAGGAGACCUUGACCACGGUCUCCAACACA